AUGCCUUUUUUUAUUAUAUUUUUACAGGGUUUACUUAUGAACUAUGAGGAUUGGCCUAAAUCAACAGUAACAGAACAAAAGUCAAGUGAAGAUCUGUCUCUCUUUCGUGGCAAAAGUCAAGGAAGACAAGCAUGGCAUUAUGUUAUUGUUCCUCAACACAAUUUUACUAUUGUACAGGCGUUGAAAGGAAAUUCGACUGCCAAUGUCACAGACUUGGGUAGAAUCGUUCAAUAUCGAAACAACCGAGAUGAAAUCAAAAAUAUGUCUGGAUGGGGUGAUAAUCCACCAAGAAUAAUUCAAAAUUGGCUUAGUACUCAUUAUAGUUCAGCUGCUGUAGAUGAAAAUAUCAGCUUGACUGACACAAAUGAUGACAUCCGGCUAUGCACAAUGCAACGUGCAAUACCCGAACAACGACUUGAAAUUGGACUUCAUUAUUUUAUACCACAAAAGUUCUAUUAUAUAAAAUUAAUUGAGGACUCACCAUCGAGUUUAGCUCGGCGAGCAGGACUAAAAUCGUAUGAUCGAGUGAUUUUUCUUAACGGUGUCAAUAUUGAAAAUGACAGUCCAAUGCAGUUUGACCAUCGCUUUGAUAUUGAUCGACAUUGUCCAGUUCAAAUGCUUGUUUGUAGUCCAGCUACAUAUGAUCAUUAUAAAGCUAAUAAAAUGAAUUUUUCAUGUGAUCUUCCAUCUGUUCAACGUUUAAAACCAAUAUAUGCAACAUCAACAUCCAAUUCGCAUACUGAUAUACCAACCGUUAGGUUUGAUAAUGAAACUUUUUACGCUGUCCAAUGGGAAAGUAGUAACAUUAUUUCUACAGUACCUCAAUCAGCAGUUUUCAAAUCAUCUGAAUUUACGAAUAUAAAUGAUAUCUGUAUUAUUGAAAUAGAGAACGAACAAUAUCAAAAAGGAAAAAUUGUUUUUAGAGGUUCACGAGAUGAGUGCGAUAAGUUAAAUACAUCUCCGAUUUCACUAGCAAUUCAUGAUGUUUCUAACAGGAUAGAUAAUUUAUCCGUUAGAGAAAAAUCAAGUAUUUCGGGUCUCACUGUUGAGAAAUUUUUAUGCUCAUUAGAUGGAACUGUUACAACAUCAUCACAGAAACUACAAGCUGAUACAGAGCCAAAAGAAAUAACUAUUCACAAUAUAAAUAUUGGUACACAAAUGAGUUCGAUCAUUGAAAAUCGCCAAGAUAUUCCGAAUGGUUCACAUGCUAUCCUUGAAGAUCUUCCAAAUGAAUUAUUUUAUUAUAUAUUUACUUUGAUUGAUAUUCAAGAUUUAUAUAAAGCUUUUUGGGGAUUAAAUUCAAGAUUGAACAACAUUUUUCAAUUCUGUCAAAAUCUAUCGUUAGUUUUCGAUGAUAAAGUUGAUCCAGUAUUGAUGAAAUUCUAUGCUCCUUACGUCACUCAUUUAGUAAUUCAAACUUCUACCUAUUGUGAUUUCAAUCAAUUUCCUAACCUACGUGUACUGACAUUGUGUAUUGAAAACUCACGACAACUUUCACAGAUUCACCCUGAUACGAUUCCCAAUUUGACACAUCUAUCGUUUUUGUCGGGAUCUCAAUUUACUUUACCAGAAAAAUUAACUCGGCAGAUAUUCUCUAAUGAAUUUCCAUUACUUGGUUAUGUUAAUCUUGGUCGUAUCAAAGAAUCUAUUUCUGAUUCAUGGAUUAUGUCUUCUCAUCUUCGAUUUGUAUCCAUUCUUUCUUGUAGACCGAUGUUUAUUCCAGUUAUUUUAGCUUCAUGUCCUAAUCUUGAUCAUCUUCAAGUUCAUGUUAUUUGCGAUGAUAAUACUGCCACUUCAUCAUCACAAGUUAAUCAUCCGCUUCGACGAUUGACGCUUUGGAGUGAUUUUAACGAAUUACCUUUUGAUAUUAUUGAUAAAAUUCUUAUUUAUACACCUAAUGUCAAACAUUUAUACCUACAAACAAUAUAUUCAAAGUCAUUGAUUGAUUUAGCUCAAAGUUUGAUCAAUCGGUUGCAUAAUUUAUCUCAAUUUGACUGUCAUAUUCAAGAAAUGUUGGGAAAAGAUGAGAGAAUUCAUGAUUUAACUAAUUUACAUCAAGUUCAUCCAUGUUUCAAUCGAAUUCAAUCAAUAGAAAAAGAGGACACAUGUCGAAUUUUUGUCACUAAAUAA
Molecule: messenger RNA, 2130 nt
Organism: Rotaria sp. Silwood1
Lineage: Eukaryota; Metazoa; Rotifera; Eurotatoria; Philodinida; Philodinidae
Source: the annotation of a GenBank genome assembly